AUGGAUAUAAAAGGAGAGGGUUGUCUACUGCAAAAUGACUCUCAUCAACAAAAGAAUUUUAUUGAAAGUCUGAGCCUUCUCAAGAGUGCAGUCAAUAAGAGAAGAAAGAAGGUAUGUGCGCUUUAGUGAUAUUUUGUGGUUAAGAAAGCGCUUUACUGGUACUAAAUACUAAUGAUAAAGACUGACGGAAUAAAUAUGCAGUGGUUUUUUAACUCGUGAAUUGCGCGCAUGCGCAAGAGCGAGUUAUAGAUACGAUGUGGGGAAUGGCAUUCGCUCGCUCGCCCGCUCGCUCGCUCGAUUGGUCGAUUCCUGUAAACUUUUUUUAGAUUUUAGGCUUUUGAGUGCAUUUUAUAGUUUUUGGCGAGCAAUAAACAGACGAAAUGGUGACCUUUGUUGCUAAGAAUAGUGGUGGGGGGAAAAAGAAGCCAAUGAUAAUCUUAAAAGAGUUUUUUUUUUCGUUUUAGUUUCAACAAGCGGCGCCAGCGACUGGCAGGCAUGCAAGGAUUCACACUGAAAUAACAGAACAACCUUCGUUUUUCAUAAAAAUUGUAAUUUACAAUCCUUGAACUUGAAAACAAUCCGAAGAUUCAUUGAAAAUAUCACUUACUGCGAAGCACUCGGAGUUUACAGAUGUUCAAAAGCUUUUUCUGUUACAGCGUGAGAUUGAGGACAAAAUUGAUCAUUUCGUUUCGUCGCGUGUAUUUUUCCUGUGUGAAGCAACAAAAGAUGCCGGCGACUGACGAAAUAACAAGUUAACACGAAAAUCAGAUAACACCUAAACAAACAAUUUUAGCUACCGAUUUUCAGUGAAUUUUUAAAGAACAAUUUUCUUUUAAGUUUCAAGACAAUUUGAAGAUUCAACAUACAUACAACGUACUAAAAUGCGAAAGUUACACACCACAAAAUUGAUAAAUAGGCCUGAAAUGAAAUUCUAUCUUGUUAUCGAUCAUACGUUGCCUAGCACGUGACCUAAAUCUACCCAGGCGGAGAUCCAAAAUGACGGUGGCAGGCUUGGCUUAGUUACAUCACUCAAAACUCGUUCCCGUUUGUCUCAUUUGAUAAAGAGGGAAUCGUUAAUGUUUUCAUUAAGACAGUAUUGCCUUGAUUUUCUAAUAUUUACAACGAAAGACAGUAAAUUUCACUUUUCACCCACAUUUACUUCCAACCUUUUCUUUUGAACCAGAAACAAAAAUGAUAGACGUUUAAAACACAUGACAUCAUCCACCUUGUCAAAUGUAAUAGCAUGAUCAUUUCAAUUGUAAUGCCUUCUUAUCCCAACGUUACUUUGUUUCUUUGCUACAUUAGCGAACACUGAACUACUGCUCGUACUCUAGAUAUGACAACCAACCACCAGAUAACAUUAAACAUAAUCUAAAAAAUCAUGUGUCAAUUCACGAGUUUGCUCACAGAGCACUUUGAUCUAUCCGCACAUCUAAUAUUCUUUCUGGCGUCGGUUGAAACACUUGUUUUUCACCACCUGGAAUUUUUUUACAUUUGUAUUGAGAAACCCUCGAAAGUUCCUGCGUAACAUGACUAGCUUUGCUCAAGAAAAGAAAUCUCACCGGUGAAGCGGAAAAUGAUCUAUAAGCUUGUCAAUGUAAGGCGAGAGGACUCGAUUAGCAAGUAAAAGAGAGGUGUCUGGUUUCGAACGUAAAAUUAAUUCAAGUUGAUAGUUUAAACGUAAACAAGCGCAAGGAUCCGCGCGGCUUGCGCCUUGGCGAGUGCUACGCCAAUGUAGGACUCUUCCGAACAACUUUCUCUUUGGAAAUAACUACGCAGUCAUAGCAUGAAGUCCACAACUGUAGAAUGAUUCAGCGACAAGAGCGGCUUAGCGAAGCCAAAACGUGUCAUGACGUUUGAGGAUAACCUGUUUACACUGUGUGACGUGACUAUCAGGUGACAGUUGUUGUUCCUGGCGUGUUCUAUCCGUGACCGACAGAUUUAUUGGUUUGUGACACAAAGAGCGAUUAUCUGCUCUGCUACGACAAUAUCAUUGUUAAAUUCUGCCAGCUAACCGAUAUUUUACUCUGAUCAGACCUUUGACUCUGAGUUAGCAUGAAGGCCGGUGAAUGUUGUGCAUUAAUUCUUACCAAAAGAAUACCCUUCCAUUCAAUCUUGUUUCUAGAGCCUCGAUUCUACUGCAAAGAACCGCAAUAAAAUGAUUCUUUUGAUAAGAAUUUUGGUUCUUAACGAGAGAAAAUGCUAUUCGUGGAAUUAAGAGUGCUCGGCAAGGACUUUGUUUUCGAGAGAGAUUUCGAAUGCAUCAUGUUCUGCAUGGAGAUACAAGAGUAUCAUUUAACGCUUGAAACAAUUGGGUACUGAGAUUUUUCGAUAAUACAUUUCUGGCGUCUAUAACAUAACUAAGGAGCUCUUUAAGUAGAAUUAUCAUUUUUAAACAAACAUUUCCCAAACAUCAGGUAAGCGCGGGAACUUAGUCCCGCGAAAUUUCUGCGCGAGGGUACGAGUGUAUUCUGCGGUAUCUGCGAAAUAGGGUUAUCGUUCUUUCUUUUAGCUAAGGACUUAACUGUGUAUUGUUUCGCGAGAAAGAAAUUCUACUCGCUGGCCUGACCAAUUUGACGCUACUGUAAUUUAAGGUUGUAUGCCUGAUGAUCUCUGUCUUGAGCUACAUGAUGACGCGCGAUAAAUCUCGCUGCUUGGUAACGUGAGCCGAAAUUGAUAAUGCCUAAACCAUUUUAUCAGCAAAGUAAGGUUUACCUUUGCUUCUGUGCCUUCGAAGCAAGAAAAAGAAUUUUUUUGUGGUGAUUUGAUGGCGGUUGCUUAAAAUCACACGGUGUAUCAUUCAACCGUUGGAACCUAACAUGAGCAAGAUGAACUAAUUAUGGAAAGAAUCCUGACAUCACAGCUUAUAUAUUACUUCCCUGUAACAUGACGGGCUCUUGGUAGGUUAGUGUGUUUUCUAACUAAUUGUACUGCAUUAUUUCGCAGUCUCAAAGGCACAAUCCUAAAUAUGCUCUCGUUCUUUUGUUAUUGCUUACCCACUCUCUUGGGUACUUAGUCCUCAAUUGCCUGUCUCAUCUUAGUAUACCUAUAUUUUUUUCUUCCGGUUUAGUUACCCGGUUCAUCUGGUUCUGUCUCUCUUAAGUGGUCAGUCCUAUUUGGACUGUUGUCAUCUGAAGGCAGAACAUUUCCUUUGUUUUUCCACUUGGUUCUGUCUCUCUAGAGUGGUGAGUUUCAUUUGGGCUGUUGUUAUCUGAAGGUACAACCUUUGGUUUUUUUCCUCCUGGCUCUGUCUCUCUUGAGUAGUCAGUCCUAUUUGGGCUGUGGUCAUCUGAAGGCAGAACAUAUCCUUUUUUUCCACCUGGCUCUGUCUCUCUUGAGUAGUCAGUCCUAUUUGGGCUGUUGUUAUCUGAAGGCAAAACCUUUUUUUUCUGUUAGCUCUGUCUCUUGGGUAGUCAGUCCUAUUUGGACUGUUAUUAUCUGAAGGCAGAACCUUCACUUUUUUUCACCAGGCGUUGCUUCUCUUGGGUAGUCAGUCCUAUUUGGGCUGUUGUUAUCUGAAGGCAGAACCUUUCUUUUUACUUUCACCAGGCUCUGUCUCUCUCGGAUAAUUGGUCCUAUUUGGGCUGUUGUUAUCUAAGGGUAAAACCUUUCCUUUUUUUUACCUGGUACUGUAUCAAUUGGGUAGUCAGUCCUAUUUGGGCUGUUUUUAUCUGAAGGCAGAACCUUUCUCUUUUUUUUUUCACCCAGCUCUGUUUCUCUUGGGUAGUCAGGUCUAUUUGGACUGUUGUUAUCUGAAAGUAGAGCCUUUCCUUUUUUUUUCUCCUGGCUCUGCCUCCCCCGGGUAGUCAGUCCUAUUUGGGCUGUUUUUAUCUGAAGGCAGAACCUUCCUGUAUUUUCUCUCCUGUUUCUGUCUCUCUUGUGUAGUCAGUCCUAUUUGGGCUGUUGUUAUCUGAAGGCAGAACAUUCCUUUUUUUCCUCUGGCUCUGUCUCUCUUUGGCAGUCAGUCCUAAUUGGGCUGUUGUUAUCUGAAAGCAGAACUUUCCCUUUUUUUCUCCUGGCUCUUUCCUUUGGUAGUAAGUCCUAUUUGGACUGUUUUUAUCUGAAGGCAGAACCUUCCUGUAUUUUCUCUCCUGUUUCUGUCUCUUUUGGGUAGUCAGUCCUAUUUAGGCUAUUGUUAUCUGAAAGCAGAACUUUCCCUUUUUUUCUCCUGGUUCUGUCUUUUGGGUAGUCAGUCCUAUUUGGACCGUUUUUAUCUGAAGGCAGAACCUUUCCUUUUUUUUCUCCUGGCUCUGUCUCUCUUGGGUUGUCAGUCCUAUUUGGGCUGUUGUUAUCUGAGGGUAGAACCUAUCCCUUUUUUAUCAGCUUUUGUCUCUCUUGGGGAGAUGGUUCAUUCUAGACUGUGCGUUUUGUCUAAUGACAAACUAAUUUUGAGUAUGAAUCUCGACAUAAUGAAAUUUACUUGUCUUGAUUGUACAUUUUUUUUCCUUUACAGAUUUAAUUUAAUAUUAACCAUGAAAAACCGUGAUGCCACGUUUCUAUAAUGAAAAAUUAGUUCUCCUGUUGCGACAACCAACCAACUCGAACUGAAUCAACACCAUAUAGUAAGUGCACGUUCGGUUGACAGACUUUCUUGGCUUUUUUUCUUGGCGGUGUCUGCCCUCAAAUCUCGUGGAUGUUUCAUUUAAAGAAUAAAUUACCUAUGAGUUAAAUAUACCUCUUCUCGUAACGUAUUCCAUUGCAUUUACAUUUCCAACUCUACUCUCAACUAUGAUAACUUCCCUUGCUUAAAAAUCAACUUGAGAUACCAGAUGUAAAAUCGAUCAUAGAUUGUUAAAGAGUUUUGUGAGUAAAGAGCUUUUUCUUCUAGUUUUCGUUUGUUUUCUCGCAGCCUAAUACAUGUAGUUAGCUGUGUUCGCAGUGGAGCGUUAGGAAACCCCGGCGGGAAAAGACUUCUAAGAUUUUAUUCCUUUAAUGAUCGCUUUAAAAUACAUUACUUCCCUAGUAUUUGCCAAUUAUGUGCUGCUGGCGAAGGGUGCAAAAAACUCCCUUAUAUAUUUCUCUACAGGCAAAUAUUAUCGGGGGAAAAAACAAAGCUUGAGUUUUGCUGCGCUAUGUGAUCCAUGAGUGUUCUCAUCGUGGUUAUAGUUUGCUGUUGUUUAAGGUGUUGUCUUCCAGAGUGAACAUGCCGUCACCACAUUUUUGUUAGCGUUUAAAAGUCGAAAAAUACAUGGUUUUGGUGAAAAACUUCAUCCUUUUCAAAUCUUAACAGCUGUCGAGUUUUAUGUACCAAUAGAAUAGGUCAGCAAAUUUUACGUCGGCGUCGAUCCCUUAUUAUCCUUAUUAUCCUACAAAAAGGAAAUUUCGAUCAUUGAGUUAAACUGUAAAAUUUCUUUGGCUUACGUGAGUUGUUAGCUCCACGUUAGGGUUUAACCUUGAAAAAUGCAAGGGCACGUGUACCUAUCUGGAAAACAUUCGUAUUAUGACAAGAAAGGUCAGCUGCAAGGUUUUGGGUUACUCUCGCCAUGCAAUUUAGACGCCGAAAAGUGCUAAAAAAAUAAUUACCGAAAAUUCAUCCGUAAUACCUCGGUCGUAGUGUGGGCGCGAACUCAUAAAUGUUUUUGGUGGGCAAAGCUCGUCGUGAAGCACGAUAUAGUUCUGAAACUGAACUGUUUCACGGUCCCACGGGUUGCUUAGCUUCUCUACACUUUAAUAAAUGAUUCAGUUGAGCAAUUGGUAUCGUUAUUUAGACCAUCAAUGAGAGAAAAAGACUCGAAUUAGAGUUUGCAUGUACUCCAGGAUUACGAAAGUCACUCUCAAAAAAAGUAACUAAGCUUGCAUUACAACGGAAUUAAAUGGCGGUGUUUUCUAGCUCCGGAGGAAAGUGUAUAUUGAUUUCUGCACGCGGCCAUUUCUUACAAAUAUCAGAAAUGACCCCUUAUCACUUUGUCAACAAUUUCCAAAUUAUGAACACCCAAAACUGACUUGUGAGAUGGAGAUUGAUCUCUUUAAUCUCUUCUUUCCCUAUUGGGUGAUAUCGGACGUCUCUGGCUCUUGAUCUCAUCCACCCACCCUAGAGACUAGACUAGAAUGUCUAACCAUUUGCAGAUGUAAUUACAAAGGCAGCACAUUCUCCUCAGUUAUUUUAAGACCCUGAGUGAUUGGUCCGGUCUGGGGCUCGAACCCUCGACCUCCCGCAUAGCAGACUGGCGCCCUAUCAACUGAGCUAACCAGGCGGCGGUAUAAUGUUUAAGUUUGGAGCUCGCCGACCAAACGUUAAAUCUGUGAGUUGAAAUGUUAUUCUAUGUGGGGUGAAAUGGUGAUUCAUGUUCCAUACCGAUAAGAUUUCCUCUUGUUAAGCAGGUGAUAUUUGAAGUUUUUUGAUGUAUGUUCUUUGGAUUCCGUUGCGCAUUAACGGGUUGGAAAUUGUGAAAGAGAAAGCAUUAGCUUUUAGUGUUUGCCUGCAAACUUUACUCCCCUGUUAAGAAAUUUCAUUACAUCAAGGCAUUCUUACAAAGCUUCACUGAGUGGGAACCUUUGUCUGUUACUGAAGUACUCGAUAUUCCGGCAGAACAAGUUGAGUUUUUCUGUCUCAAGGCUGAACGCGUAUCCAUCAUGCAUCAGGUCCCGAAUGUUUAAAAAGCGGUUAGCGUUUAUCCAGAUUUAAACUUUUAACUUGUUAUUAGUUGCCCUUGAAAUAAAGUUUGCAUUAGGGCCUAAGUUUGUGGGGUUUUACCUUAGUGUGACCCAAAAGUGAAGGGAAAAAAUCCAAUUUACAUUGUCUGCAAAGCUACAAAAACUAAACUACAAAUUGUUGGCUAACCCUCGGUUAGCUUAAUCGUACUAAGAACAAUCCGGCCCGGGUUAAUAAACUUUUCUCCUUACAUAGAGAAUUUUCUCUAAGAAAUCUCCCACCGAUAGAAAAAAAUUCAUCUCUCUUAAUGCUCUGAGACGUAAAAGCCCAAUCAGCAUCAUUCUUGUUCUGAUAAACUAAUACGUAUAUCUGUAUGUGUACUUGUAGUUUGUUUCAAGUCCAAGAUGUCAAGCUAUCCUCGAUGAGAUUAUCUUUUACGAGAUGCGGGAUUGGCAGGACAAGAGCAUGGCAAAGAAAUUUUUUCGAUGCCUUUGCCAGUUUUUCGUCGUCUUACUUGUUACUCCUUUGUUUUACGUUUUCAUUCGACCACCCAUGAAGAUAUGGCGCAGUCUGAGUGAUAUCGAAUGCCUUGCGUACGUAGAGAAGUUCUAUGAGUAUCCCUACAAUAAGUUUGCAAACCACACCAUGUUUUACAUUGUAUUCCUGUGCCUGCUUUUCGCCUCAACUUUCACCUUUGAAAACGAGUACAGAACAAGCACAACAGGGCUUGCAUCCAUUGGUAAGUUGUGCAGAUUGAUUCUUUACCACUUUGAGUGUAUUAGCUAAGAGCAACGGCUGAUUCUGCUGAUACCGUUUAAUUUCGUAAUGCAUAAUCCUGAAUUAGCUGGCUAGACUAACGGGAGAAGGGGGUGGAGGGGUGGAGUAGAGGUGGGGCACUUACCUCCAACUACUCUUUGGGUUAAAAAUGUUGUCUAUUUCUUUAUUUCGUGAUGCAUAAUCCUGAAUUGGGUGGUUAAACUAACGGGAGGGGGUGGAGUAGAGGGGGGAUACUUACUUUCAACCACUCUUUGGGUAAAAAAUGUUGUCUUUAUCAGUAGUAACCUCAAACUGCAAGGUUCUGAAAAGGUAAACUAGUGCGACAUUAAAGGAAUUUAAUCAACAUCUCGUUAGCGUGAAGCAUUAACAGUAUUAAAUAUUUCAAAAAAUAAUGAAACAUCGUCUCCAAUUCAUUUCGGCAGAGUCAGUUGCAGUUCUGAUUUGUUCACAGAUUACGCUGUCCUUGUUUUUUUCGUCGGUUUCCUUCUACAAGAAAUUUGGGAAGUUUGUCAACAAGGAUUCUGCAUCUAUAUCUCGAAAUGGUGGAAUGUCGUGGACGCAAUUACACUUUUCACACUCCUGGCAGCUUAUACAGUAUGGCUCGUCACAUGGCUAAGCGUUUAUAAAGAAUGGGAACCGAGGAAGAAUGCCUUCAUUGUGGCAGAUGUCUUGUAUGCAAGCGCCACAGUGUUAGCGUUCUUUCACCUGGCUCACGCAUUUCAAGUCAGCUCAACUCUUGGCCCUUUGCAGCUUUCAUUGUACAGAAUGCUGAAAGAUGUGGCCAAGUUUCUUUUCAUUUUUCUGAUGCUUUUCAUUGCAUUUGCAACCGGCCUCAUAAAAAUUUAUUCAUGCUAUGUGGUCUCUCAAGUGAAACUUCGUGAAGAGGGCGAGAGCAAAUUCCAGGACUUCCAUCCAUAUGCUGAGUAGGUGGAUACUAUUGCGAUAUUUAUAUAAGAGAGUGGGCGCCCAUAAGCAAACAUACAAUAUUUCAUCUAUAAUUAUAUAGAAAAAUAUUGCUAAAAGAAAUUUAAAGUGCUUUAAUUGAUUUGAUGAAUGGACGGACGAAGAAAGACUUAUGCCCAUGUAAUCGGACAGAUAGACAAACAUCAGGGCCCAGUUGUUUAAAGGUCAGAUAACGCUAUCCAACGGAUAAAUUACUAUCCAGUGGAUAAGUAAUAGCAAAAUGUAUAGCGUCAACCACCGUAUAGAGUUUUAUCCAGUGCAUAGCGUUAUCCCUAUCUAGCUGACCAGUGAAAAAGAUAUCUCAUAUUUUCAUCAUUCGAAACUUUUCAGGCACGAGAUCACUUUUAUUAGCUUCGUCUGGUCACUGGUUGGCUACGUGGAAGAAGACAAACUAAGGGUUGAUGAUCCUGCCUUUUAG
Messenger RNA from Pocillopora meandrina, 8750 nucleotides. Lineage: Eukaryota; Metazoa; Cnidaria; Anthozoa; Scleractinia; Pocilloporidae. The record is from the annotation of a GenBank genome assembly.